Messenger RNA from Cryptotermes secundus, 5240 nucleotides. Its product is annotated as organic cation transporter protein. Bases 198 to 1853 code for a protein of 551 amino acids. Lineage: Eukaryota; Metazoa; Arthropoda; Insecta; Blattodea; Kalotermitidae. Gene Ontology annotation, biological process: transmembrane transport. The transcript has 12 exons. Gene Ontology annotation, cellular component: membrane. Gene Ontology annotation, molecular function: transmembrane transporter activity. The record is from RefSeq and is a predicted model, not a curated record.
CACUGUAUUGAGCGUAUUGAGUGUGGUGAAAGGAUAUUCGUGAGUAUGAAAUUUUAGGAAGUGACAUAGCAGCUUAGUGGCAUGUUGUUUGGCUGAAGAUUGGUUAGUUGCCAACCUAAUGUUAUGAUACGGAAAGAAGAAUGACAAGAGCCCUUUUCUCCUAACCGAUUUCAGUUGAUGAGAGGAAGAGAGCUGAAAUGGCUUAUGAUGACAUUUUGCCAUAUUUGGGGGAAUUUGGACGUUACCAGAAGAGGAUUUACCUUCUGCUCUGUCUUCCUGCCAUUCUGUGUGCUCUGCAUAAGUUAGCUGGAGUGUUCUUGCAAGCCAACAUUAAACACAGAUGCCAGUUGCCUUAUGAAUAUGACAAUGCCACAUACAACUUGCCAGAAAUCAACAUGACUAUACCAUGGGACUCAAAAGCAAAUAGCUGGUCAAGUUGCACACGACUGGAUGCAAAUUUUACUCCAGAAUAUUUUAAUUCUAGCAUCACAGCAAACAAGUCUGUGAAAUGUGAGAAAUGGAUCUAUGACACUUCAGUAUAUAAAAGCAGUGCUGUUACUGAAUUUAACUUGGUUUGUGAUGAUGCUCACUUCCGUGUCAUGGCCGACUCUUUAUUUAUGGUUGGGGCCUUACUUGGUUCAAUUAUAUUUGGCGAUAUGUCAGACAGAUUUGGCCGUAGACCUAUCUUCUUCUUGUCCUUGGUAUUGCAAGUGGUCUUCGGUUUACUAGCAGCAGCGGCAACAGAAUAUUAUACUUUCAUGUUGUGUCGGCUUGUAAUUGGUUCUACAACAUCAGGAGUGUUCUUGGUAGCAUAUGUAAUUGCUAUGGAGAUGGUCGGCCCUACUAAACGGCUGUAUGCUGGAGUGGUUUGUCAAUUUUUCUUUACUACUGGCUACAUCCUGACAGCAGCCUUUGCUUACUUUAUUAAAGAUUGGAGGAUUCUGCAAGUUGCGCUCUCUGCUCCAGGCAUUGUUUUCCUGUGUUACUGGUGGUUUGUCCCAGAAUCUGCACGCUGGUUAAUAACAAAAGGCCGUGGAGUUGAAGCAAAAGAAAUACUCCUUAAGGCUGCAAAGGAAAAUAAGGUAACCAUCCCUGAAGAUAUUUUGGAUAACCUUCUGACCAAAACUGGAAUGGCCAAUGGUGAUCUUCCAAGUGAACAAGGAGCAAGGGAAAAGAAAACAAGAGCAAGGAAGGCCACACUUUUUCAUCUCUUUCAUUAUCCAAAUCUUCGCAAGAGAACAUUGGUCAUCCUAUUCAGCUGGUUUGUCAACAGUGGGACUUACUAUGGGUUGUCAUGGAACACCUCAAACCUUGGUGGCAAUGACUACAUCAAUUUCUUAUUGGCAGGGGCAGUAGAGUAUCCAGGCUAUGCAUUCCUUCUGCUCACUCUCAACAGAUGGGGCCGCAAAGCUGUACUCUGUGGCUGUAUGAUUGUGGGAGGUGUGGCUCUGCUUUUGACAAGUGUGGUACCUUCAGAUAUGAACUGGCUCAUUAUCACACUUGCAAUGAUUGGAAAGAUGGUCAUCACAUCUUCAUAUGGGACAGUGUAUGUUUUCUCAGCUGAGCAGUUCCCAACAGUUGUACGAAACAUAGGAAUUGGUGCUGCUUCUACCUCAGCUCGAAUCGGAGGAAUACUUGCGCCUUAUACUCUUCUUCUGGGUGACCAGUGGCGUCCUCUACCGUUGUUAAUAUAUGGUGCACUUGCCCUUUGUGGAGGUCUGCUGUCUCUCUUACUACCAGAAACACUGAACAAAAAAUUACCAGAUACAAUUGAAGAAGGAGAAAUGUUUGGAAUAAAACACAAAGAUGAUGAUGCUCUGGAUGGAAACAUGGAUGAUGUGUUCAAGAACUGAAAUUUAAGUGACAACUUUGAACAGAAAUGAUCACUCAAGAAGAAAUAUACGUCUCAUGUUUAGAAUAGGUAGUAUUAUUUCAUCACAUAAACCAGCUUUUACAGUACUUGUAUUAUGUUAAUAAUAUUAAGAACACAGUCACACUUUUGAAAUAAGGCAAUUUUGAUAUUAAUAUACUCUAUAUGAGGAUGUAUUUUGGAGACCAAUUUAUUCUAUUGUUAUAAUUAAUGAUAUUAUGAAGUUUUAUAUGCAUCUGUUUGACAAGUAUGUGUUAUCUUUAACACAACUUAUUUAUUUAUUUUAAUCCUUCUAAUGGAACAUUUAUUAUUUUGAAAUAAAUUUUAUGUUUUAUUUAGUUUAUAAAACACACAAAUAUCAACUAACAUAACACAUUUCAACUAUAAAAGCGAAAGUCAGUUUGACAGACCAGUUAGAAAAAUCUCGUAACCUAGAGUUAGUACACCUAUGCACUUGAUUGAUUGCUGUUUUCAACCAGCAGACCAAAUGACCAAAACCAACCUAUUUAACUCUUCUUCGACCAAUAAACAUUAAGGAAUUCUCAGUUGUUAUGGAGUCCUAUGGUGCAACUAAGGCAACAAGAGCCUAUUAGGAGCCAAUUCAAACUAUCUAACAUCUUAAUUCCUUUAAAAUCCAUUUCAAAACCCUCCUAUAGUUUAAAUGUUGGACUACCAUGUAUCCUCUUUGAGUAGGCUUACCAACUAACGCAGUAGAAGUUGCAGUAUCCUGCACAUCCAGGACAAGAAAGUUGCCAUAUAUAAUUCUCUAGAUGUUAACCCGGCAUUAGUAAGGUGGGGUGUCACAGACCUCGAAGAUUUUAAUUUGACUGUAACUUUUUAAAAACGUGUGGCAGUGAGUCGUGCCUCAGUGUAGCUUCCCCCCCGUAACCCACUACUCAAUGCCAUAGAUGACAGGCUGUUGUGUGCAAGCACAUUUAGUGUACAGACGUGUAAAUUGUGCUGGGGUCCACCAGACCCCACCUUACCAAAAGUGUGACUAUAUUUUCUUCCAAAAAUUGGGUUGUUUUCAUGUAUAUUCUACUACAAUAUUAUCAUAACUGCUGUGUCUUGUAUAUUCUUACAUACCAACUAUAAGCAGAUACGUUUUCAGAAAUAUGUAGAGGGUAUUUUGAGAAUAAUAUAUUUUUUACCAGAUGAGUUAUGAGCAUGAAGAACAGAGGUUACGUCAACUUAUAGAUGACGCUUUGACAGAUGAACCAUUUAGCCAAGAUGAUGAUAGUGAAAUUCAUUUAGAACGACUGUGAGGAAGAAUCCACAGAGGGAGCCUUUUACUUGGCGAAGGAUAAGCAAACCAGAUGGAGUAAAAACAAGUUAGGAUCUCAAAUAAGAACUUGAGCACAUAACAUAAUUAGCCAAGCCCAUGGUGUUCUGGGCAACACAAAAACUGCAAGAUCAGUUUUAGAUUGAGAUAUUUUUUCCUGAUGACAUGAUAGACCUAAUUCUGAAGAAUAUGAAUGCCAAAUUAGAAAGAAAGCAAGUAAAUUAUGCCAAAAAUAAUAGUGUUCAAAAGAGUGACAUGAGUGAAAUAAAGGCUGUGUUUGGACUUUUGUAUUUAGCUGGUUUUUAAAAGUCUAGUCACCAGAAUCUGGACGAUCUAUGGGCCAUGGAUGGUACCAGUGUUGAAUUAUUUAGAAGCACAAUGUCACUUUCUCGUUUCCGUUUUCUUCUUAGACGUCUGCGAUUUGACGACCGAAGUACUAGAACUGAAUGAAGAUCUUAGGACAAAUUGGCUCCAAUUAGAGAAACUUUUGAUAAAUUCAAUGACGUAUGUGAGUCUGUAUAUUCUUUAGGAGAAAACGUCACAAUUGAUGAAAAGUCAGAAGCAUUUCGUGGACAAUGCAGUUUCCGUCAGUACAUUUGAAUCAAACCGGCAAAGUAUGGGCUGAAAGUAUUUGCUUCGGAUGAUGCCUAGUCCUUUUAUACUUCUAAAUUGGAAGUUUACGUUGGUGCACAACUCAAAGGCCCAUACAAGUUUCACACACACCUUCUGAAGUUUUACAAGGAUGAUUGCACCUCUAUUUGGAACAGGUCACAAUGUGACUUUAGAUAAUUGGUUCACAAGUUACCCAUUGCUUAAAUCCUUGUUAGAAGAUCAUAAGCUAACUAUGGUGGGAACAAUAAAGAAAAAUAAAAGAAAACUACCACCUGAGUUCAUCAAUACAAAGCGAAGAAGCCCAAUGACUAAAUUUUUGGUUUUCAAUGCAAUAUCACCAUAGUUUCUUUGUGCCAAAAAAAUAUAAUGAUUUCCACAUUACAUUAUGAUGAUAAUGUAGAUGAGAGAACAUCUAAGCCAGAAAACAUUCUGUUUUACAACAAAAUCAAAGGUGCGGUCAUUGUAAUCGUUGGAAUGACUGGGGUUUGUGGGACCCCACCUUACUGCUUUUGUUACAUAUCCCCACCUCACCAGCACUGGGUUAAACACUAUACUUAAUAUCUUCAUUAGUGUAUAUAGCAACCUCAUGGACAGACCUAAUGAUUUUGUCAGUUGAUACCCUGUUUUGUUUUCCCUGCCACACUUUCUAUUCCCUCUUCAUUACUACUUAUAUAACAUCGUGUAUAUUUAAUCUAAACGAACCGGCAAGACACCAAUAUUUCAAUCUUUUAAUUGUCAUUUCACAAUUAGUGAAUUUCCAGUUAAUAGAACUUUCCAGAUCAUCCAGUGCCAGAUAUCUCAGCUUUUACUGUACACUGCUUCCCCUUGUACAAACUUAACUGAAAUCUUAAAAAUUUCACUGUUUUUUUUUUUUGACAUUAUCAACCAGGAAUUAUGGAAUCCGUCUAUUCGAUGCAUCAAAAAAAUUGCAAACUUUCAUUGGAAAAUAACAGUAUUAUUAAUGGUACUGUCUUCAGGGCUGUGAUGCCAUGUUGUUUGUACUGCUUUCAUUGUCAAAAAUGACAAUGGAGGCAGAAGGUUCCUCCAUACUAUUGUACACGGUAUCAUAUACCAGAAGAGAGCAAUGUAAGUAAAUGUACUGUAACAUAAUGUAAUAUCCUUCCAGAAUGAACACCAUAAAAUAACUUAUGGUUGAAUCGUAUCAUUCUAGUUGAUAUUUGUAUGUUUCAUGAUACAGUAGAAAGCUGGAUUAGUUGACCACGCUCAGCUGUUGGCAUAUCACAGUCUAUUAAAAGGCAAACUUAAACUGUACUUAAAAAUAUUAACUUAUACUAAAUGUCUGCACUGAUAUUUCAUCUUUAUCAGCUGCAAUAAUCAUACUGGCAUGAUACUGUAACCAGAACUUAAUUAAUAGCAACAGGCUUCACAUUAGAAGGCAACUGUACGAGGGUCGUACUGAAAGUCAUGAGUAACAAUUUUUUGUAAAGUAACAUUUUUUAUUAUUGACAAACCAAA